UGAAAAUGGAUUUCUCUCCAGCCGAUAUGAUGUGGCAGAUAUUAAAAGGACUUGAAUGAAUGUAAGCUUUCACAGACGAGCGGGGAGGCAGCAAAAGGGAGAAGAGACAGGCAGACAGAGAGAAAAAGACUGGUGGGAGGACGAAUGUAGAAACAGGGACAGACAUGUGCGUUAACAGUCAGUGAAACAGUCUCUGACAAGUAGACGAGCCUAGUGGUGGUUGAUAGUCAUCAGUCCAGGAACACUUUGGCAGUGGAUAUCACAGCUGCAGUGAGAAAUUUCAAAAAAGAAGAUGGGGCAUAUUGGUGGUGGUGGUGAUUCUCCCUCUUAUACACUUGUUAUUAACAUCGUAUCUCUGUGGAGACUCUUGUAUUGGAAGAAAUGAGGCAGAGCACACAGCAGUUAGGACCUGAGGCGAGUCCCACGCGAAUCAGCCGCACAGCAAACAAACCAGUUAAAUGACAACAGUCCCCCACCCCCCGUUCAACAAGUCAGCAAAAUCAAUCUGUUUUACUUUUCUAAACUGAGGCAGAAGUGUGAAUGAGUCCGGUGUGGAAUAGGAGAUAUUCUGAAUGACUCUGGCGUGGCUAGGAAGAGUGAUACUGAAUGACUCUGGUGUGGAAUAACAAUUAUUGGGAACAACUCUUGCUUUUCUGGAUGACUGCAGCACAAAAUGAGGAUAGAGACUAAGUGGAAGGAGAGGAGAGAAAAAGAAAGAUGAGAGGUAAAAAUCGAUAUUUGAGAGAGAGAGAGAGAACGCAGGCAGGGGAUAAGAAUGAACGUGUGAUACUAGCAAAGAGAGAGAGGGAGGAAUAAAGUAACGGGAAGUUAGGUAAUGGUCUUCCACAGGAAAUGGAGUUUGUAGGGGCGGAUUGACUCUGCUUUGAAAUACAUAGAUAAAGGUCGCCACCAAGAGAGAGAGGGAGCAAGAGAGAGAGCGAGAGAGAAAAAGGGAGGGUUUCAGUAUGCGAGUGAAGAAGGAAUUCCCCCGCCUCUACUGCCCCGGCCAAGAAGUAGUGUGUGUGUGUGAGAGGAGUGCAUGCAGAAAGGCUUGUCUGGGCAAAUUGCAAAGUGCUCCUCACUAUUUCCAUACAGUGUUGUAAGCUUACAUUGUGUUUACCGUACAAUAUGGCCUCCUGUUUUCAUUAUGUACCUGGUAUGUCUGCAGGCCUUGUGUAAUAGUCUCUGGAAUAAGGUGGGCAAGUGCCGAAGUCGCGCAACGAAGACAAGACAGGAUGAGAGAGACAGGAGGAAAAUAGUGCAAGAGGAAAAGGAGGGGAAAGAAGAAAAAACUAGGCAGAGCAAGAGGGGAACGCCAAGGAGAAUCUCUGGGAUAAAUAAAUAAAAAGACUUGUUUGGAGAAAAGGCAAGCUAGAUGAAAAGAUGAAGCCGAUUAAAAAGCAGGGCCGGCGCUCUCCUCCUUCCACUCGGGCCAAAGGGGGAAAGCGUCGUGGAGUGGGGGACGCCCCAGAGGGAGGAGAGAAGAGAGACUCAGAUGAGAACAGAGACAGAAGCAGAUCACCACAAAACCAAACUUCCUCCUCUUCUUUUUCCUCUAAUUCACACUCAGAGUCCUCCCAGGCCGACCCAAUCAGAGCGCGGGACACUUCAGACAGGGAGGGGCUAUCAGAGACGACGGUGUCGCUUGUGAUGGAUUCUGAGAAGUUGUUGACAUCCUCGGAUGACAGAUCAGGGAGGUCAGCUGUGAGCAGCGGGAGCCACAGUGACAGCGGAGGCAGCAGCUGUAGUAACAGCAGUACACCGAGCGCCAACAACAGCCCGAACCCCGCCUCCAGCCGAAAAACCGCCACCUUCAAGGCCCUCCCCAAGAAGAAGUACACCUCUGAACACUGCUUGUCUAACACUGCUGGUAACCAUAGCAACCCUGCCUCCAGCACGCCCCCUCCUCUUCCUCUGAGCAGUGGGGUCCUCAACCACGGGUCAACAGGUUCAGGAAGUGACAUCAGCAUCUCACACCCUGAUGGCGGUGGUCAGAGUCGGAGCCUGAUGGACGACUUCCAGGUCAGGACUACUGGCAGGGAGGGGACUCAGGACAGCUCCCCAGGACCCCCCACCCUGUCGCUGGGAGUGGAGAGGGAAAGGCCUGGAGGAGGGGAAGGGGUGAGAGACGCAGAGCGAGUGUCGCCCAGCCCCCUCCCCCGCUGCUCCUCGACCGACACCGCCAGCGAGCACUCAGCUGAUCUGGAGGUAGUUGGCGACACGCGUGCCCUCACACAGAUGUCUGCACACGCACCAUCCAGUCUCCCUGACGCACUGUCAGACGCCCUCGCCAAAGGGCUGAAGAAUCAGCGUGUCCUCGCCCGCCAGCUCAGGAGGAGAAUUGACGAGGAAGGAGGAGGCGAAAGGAGGGAUGAAGGAGGGAUUUCAGACCUGGUGUUCCGGGCUGGGGUGGUCCGUAAGGUCAGCGGCGAAUAUGGAAGCCUGGAGGUGCAACUGAAUGGGGAGAAGACGCUGUGUCGUUAUCCGUAUCGCCAUGACAGCCCCCCAGGGGUGGUGGACAUUAUUCUAGAUGCCCCGCCGCCUGGUGUCCAUCCAAUACCUAUUGGCACCCGUGUCUGUGUACCGUUUGGCAAUGAGGAGUGCAGCGAGGGCCAGUGGCAGUGGUACCGAGAGGGUGUGGUGACUCAGGUAGACACUCACCCUGCAGUGGCCAACCGCUACCGUGUCCUGCUGUCUGAGGAGAGGGCUCACUCUGUGGACGAGGAAGAAGACGGCAGAGGGGCAGCUGGUGCUACUCAGGCGGUGUGGGUCUCCCGACAAACACUCCGGCUUCUGGUGCCACCUUGGGAUCUGGAUUUGCCGACUGGAGGAGGACGAGAAGGGGAAGACGGGGUCAGAGAAAAGGAGAGGGAGCGGGAGGACAGGGAGGAGAUGGACGUUGAGCAGGAGGUGUGUCGUCUGAGCCGGGGGAUGGCUCCAGGAGUGGGCUCAGUGGGGAGAGGGAUGCCCUACCCAGGCAUGGUCCCUGUUUCGUCCACAUUGGGCCACAGUAUUACCUCCCCAGUAACUCCGGCGUCAGUCCUCAGCCUGGCUCCAGGCCGAGAGUGGGAAAUUGAGAAAGACUUGGAGAGGGAGAGAGACCUCCAGAGGAAACAGGAAAGAGAGAGGGAACGAGAGCGAGAAAGGGAGAACAGUGUAAAACAUCAGCAGCAGCAGCAACACCACCCGUACAUGCCACUUACCCCUGAAGAAGACAUGGAGGUGUCCCACUUUAACAUGGUCCCAAUGGGGGCGAUCAUACCUGGGGCCAAACCAAUGGCAGUUCCCCAACACCGCCACAUCGUCUCUAAGCCCCCGCCUGGCUACCUCAGUCCCCACCUGUCUGUGGUGCGGGGCAUCGGGAUCCCCUCCGCCCACUUGGCUUUGAACCCCCAUCCCCCUCCUUCACCUGUCCUGUUAGGCCUUGACCCAGCAACCGCAGCAGCUGCAGCAGCUGGUGCUGUCCUCACCACCCCCCAGCUCCCUCCUCUCCCUCCCAUCUCAUCAUCCACUGCGUCCUCCUCCAGAGUAGAGAAGGCCUCAGGAGGAGGUUCUUCCAGCGGAGGAGCAGGUGGCGGUGGAUCCGGAUCAGGUUCGACCUCCUCCUCUUCCUCACGUUCCCGCACCCCGCUGACAGCUGCCCAGCAGAAGUACAAGAAGGGAGAUGUGGUGUGUACGCCAACAGGCAUCCGGAAGAAGUUCAACGGGAAGCAGUGGAGGAGACUGUGCUCUCGGGAGGGCUGCUCCAAAGAGUCCCAGCGCCGGGGAUACUGCUCCAGACACCUCUCAAUGAGGACCAAGGAGAUGGAGGCCAGUGGAGGCGGCCGGGAGCGGGGCGGAGCCAGCAGUACAGGGACCCUAACGCCCUCUGACCUCCGACUGGGAGGUGGGAGAGCCAGCUCAGAGUUCGACUGGGAUGAGACGUCACGGGAAAGCAGUGAGGCCAGCAGCCGCGGAGGAGACUCCCGUCCCCGCCUUGUCCUUCCCUCUCUGCUCCCCCAGGACCUCUCUCGUUUCGACUUUGAUGAGUGUGAGGCAGCAACAAUGUUGGUCUCCCUGGGGGGCUCCCGCUCAGGCACGCCAUCAUUCUCCCCCAUCUCCAACCAGUCGCCCUUCUCCCCCACCCCGUCGCCUUCACCCUCUCCACUCUUUGGCUUUCGCCCUGCCAACUUCAGCCCCAUCACUGCUCCUGCCUCACUUACACCACGCCGCCAUCGCCAGCUCAGCGGCACUAAGAUGGGCACACCAGGUGCUGAGCGAGAACGCCACCUGUCGGGGAUUGUGCCCACUUUUCAGACCAACCUCACUUUUACUGUUCCCAUGAGCCCCAGCAAGAGGAAGCUCGACACUCACCCACCCCCUCCACUGCCGACAGUUCAGGACUACCAGACCAAACCUGAGCAGCAACAGCUUGUGGGUGUAGGUGGGGGGUUGGUGGGAGAGCCAUCCCUGGGCCACAGCCCUGCCGCCUUCAGAGUCCUCUCCCCCCAGAGUCAGCCGACAACUCCCUCCUCACUCUCUUUUCCCCGGCCCCGUAGCGCCACCAGCAGGCCACCAUCAUCAGCCGCUUCCACGCCUCCACCAAUGCUGGUCUCUCCCACCCCUCCCUCCCCUCUACCCCAGGAACCCUCACCACGGCGCAUCGUGCCCCUCCGUGAUUCCCCGGUCAUCGUACGCAACCCGGAUGUCCCCUUGGCCAAGUUCUCUGAUGGCCCAUUAGGAAGGAGAGAGAGAAGCAGGUCCAGGGAGCACAGCCAGCCCCAACACACUGCUCCCCCCGGCCUUCAGGCCCCCGUCCCUAUCAAUGGGGCCACCACCAAUGGUGCAGUUCUUCUGCGCAACCCCACAUCAACACUUGUCCUGGUCACCUCCAGCUCGUCCUUGACCCCAACCACGAUGAGCCACACAUCCCUGUCCAGCCCCUCCACCCCCGGGUCGAUGUCCACCUCAGUCCUGUCCUCCUCUGGCUCUGGAGGCAGGGAGAGGGAGAGGAAACCUGAGGGACACCAGGACGCCUCUGGAGGCGCACUGCCACAGCCGGUAGCCUGUCACCCGACGCCGACCGCCCUGCUGCCACUCAUACUGCCAGCUGAGUCACCUCACCCUGCCCCACGCAAGCAAAUCAUCAUGGGACGCCCGGGGACUGUUUGGACCAACGUGGAGCCUCGGUCGGUGCCAGUGUUCCCUUGGCAUUCGCUCGUCCCUUUCCUGGAGCCCAGCCAAUCAGGAGUGGCUGCCCAGCCUGCUGAUGGCCAACAGCUUGUCAAUCAGAGCAAAGAGCCUCGCUGCGGCGUGGCCCUGGUGAGUGACGGUCGCACCGGCCCUCCAGACCUAGAAAGGGGCUCGCCAUCAUGCCCUCCCCCGACCAAUGACAAUCCUCCUACAGAUAGGGGCGGGGCUGACAGCGAGACAGAGAGCGAUACAGAUGACCCGUUCUCCCCAGGUGUGGCCAACGAUCCAGCGCCCUCCACUGGCCCCAUGAAGAGACGCACACAGUCCCUCAGCGCCCUGCCCAAGGACGGAGACAGGAAGAGGGAGAAGGACCACAUCCGCCGUCCAAUGAACGCAUUCAUGAUCUUCAGUAAACGCCACCGGGCCCUGGUGCACCAGCGACAUCCCAACCAGGACAACCGGACAGUCAGCAAGAUCCUGGGGGAGUGGUGGUACGCCCUGGGGCCCAAUGAGAAGCAGCAGUACCACGAUCUGGCCUUCCAGGUGAAGGAGGCCCACUUCAGAGCCCAUCCGGACUGGAAGUGGUGCAACAAGGACCGCAGAAAGUCGCUGUCAGAGGGCCGCGGGACGCCAAAGGAGGCGCGAGAGAGGAGCAUGUCAGAGAGCAUAGAUCCUCUGUCAGAGUCCCAGACGGUGGAAGAGAAGGGAGGAGGUUCGGGCUGGCCAGGGGGAUCGGAGCGUCGAGGGGGGCUGUUUAUAGGGCAGCAACCCCGCCCCAGAGCCUUUUCCCAGAGUGCCGUGCACACUCUGGAGCAGAGGGAGAGAGAGAGAGACCUGGAGAAGGAGGAGGGGGCGAGUUUGUUUCGUAGCCGGCCCCCGCCUCAGUCCCUGUACCAGGGCGGGGCCAGCGAGGACAUGACCAGUGAUGAAGAGCGUAUGGUCAUCUGUGAGGAAGAGGGGGACGAUGAUGUCAUGGAAGAUUCAUGUCCAGAGGGUUCCAUCGACCUCAAGUGUAAAGAGAGAGUGACGGACAGUGAUGAGGACGAACCGGAUGGACAGCAUGGCUUCCAGCCAGUGGCCCGCUCCUCUCUCCCCUCCUCCUCUCCCUCCAUCCCUCCGUCUGACUCCACCUCAUAUAAAGGGAAUGGAGCAGGAGAAGGAGGAGGCGGAGGUGCUGAAGAUGGGUCUGAAAGAAAGAGAAAGAGAGGCACAGACGGAGGAGAGGAGGGCAGUGAGGGAGGACCCAAGAGAGAAGAGACAGCAGCAGGUGGAGGAGAAGGAGGUGGUGGAGGUGGGCAGGGUGUCUCCUCUCUGUCCAUCACAGGCUCAACAUCCAGCUCCCAGGUUCCCCUCACUCUGGCCCAGCAGGGUCUGACCCAGGUCCUCGGCGGCGUCCGCAUGGCUCCCACUAUGGUGACCAACGUGGUACGACCCAUCGCCAGCACACCCAUCCCCAUCGCCAGCAAGCCAGUGGAAGGAGCCGUCACCCUCAGCUCACACCCCCAGGACAAGAAAGCCACGCUCCUGAUUGGAGGAGGCGGAUCUCAGCAGCUGCCAAUCACCGCAGGGGGUGGGUACCUGUCCUCAUCCUCCUCUCCUGGUCCAGUGAGUGUAACCCCGGUGGGGGGCAGCAGCCUGGUCACUAGCCUAGUUCUGGGAGGGUCCUAUCCUGCUGCCCAACCAGUGCAGCUCCUCACCCCGCAACCCCCACAGCCGCACACACAGGCCCCCCUCCCCGUCCUCCAGCCCCAGCUCCACCCCACUGCCGCCAUCUCCUCUCUCACACCUCCCUCCGGCUCCAAGCCGCUAACGCAGGUCCAGUACAUCCUGCCCACCGAGAACCCCUCCUCCCCUCAACUCACCCACCAGCAAAUCCUCUCCCUGCCCGCCAAUGCCGCCCUGGCCAAUGGCGUACACUCGGGGGCGGGAAUCAGAGUCAGCCCCGGGACCAGAGUCCAAACCCAGUCGCCGGUCUUGCAGAGCAAGAUGUUGGUUCCCAUGGCAACAGUGAGAACAGGGUCUACUCCUCCUCAUCCUUCCAUUUCCCUGGUGGCUCCGCCUCUUCCUGUGCAGAACGGACCUGCAACAGGAAACAAGAUCAUCCAGAUCGCUCCCAUGCCUGUGGUCCAGACCAACGUUCACCCUAGCGGUGCAGCAACAGUACAUCCUGGGAGCCCCUUUCCUGUUUCCAUGGCAACGGUGAUGGCUCCUGGUGCUGCGCCCCCGCAGACUGUUCUUCUGACCUCCCCACCCACCAGGAUCACUUAUGUCCAGUCUGGUCCAGGAGUUACCACAGCGACGCCCCAACAGGCCACACCCGCUCCAGGCCCAGCGUAUCUCCCAUCAUCUCUGGCCACUCUGGGAUUCACCGCCAUCGCUCCGGGCGGGCAAACCCUGGUACAGCCAAUUGUCGGUCAAUCGCCUCUGCUGGCUCCAGCCCCGCCCCUGAGCUGUCAAUCACAGACUCCCCCUGGCCAGGCCGCGGCGACUGCUGGUCGUCAGGUACUAACUGCCAUCUACCCUGCACCGACUGUUGGGCUGCCUACCGGCGUGGUCUCUGUGACGACCGUACCGCCUGCAGUAGGAGCUUCGGCCCAAGACGUCAUAAACCCCUCCUCUCCGCUGGCGACGGGGCUGCAGGGUUCAGCGGUAGUGACCCUUCAGCCCAGCGUGGGAGCGGAGGUGGAGCCGAAGGUGGAGGUGAAGAGGGAGAGGGACAGUCAGCUGGAUGCUCAGACUGAGGAUGGAGGGCAGGGGGUGUCAUUGGCCAACUGUAUGAUCAAUUCUGCAACAGUAAAAAAAGAGGAGGACAUCAUCGGCCUUUACAUCAAAGAGGAAAAUGUGCGAGAUGGACACAGCAGGGACAAACGAAAUGAAACCGACACAGAGCGUGAGAGAGGGAUGAGGGAGAGCAGUGAGAAGAAGAGAGGCAGAGAGGCAGACAGAGAGGACCACAGCAUGGGCGACGGCUGCAAAGAGGCUGGACCUCGUUCCCCUCUUCCACCCCCCUCAGGUUUGGACCCUCCUCCCCCUCCCCCUGCAGAAAGAGAGCCCCCCUCUUCCUCAAAGAAGACCAAGUUUCGACCCCCACCGCUCAAAAAGACACCCGACUCACUUGACAAGGUCUUGUCUGAGACAUACUUCGAGGAGCGUUUUGCUGAGCUUCCAGAGUUUAAUCCGGAGGAGGUCCUCCCCUCGCCCACCCUGCAGAGUCUGGCCACCUCGCCAAGAGCCAUCCUGGGGAGCUACCGCAAGAAGAGGCGCAACUCCACCGAGCUGGAGGUGACAGCAGAGGACCCCAGCUCCCCGAGGAGGAAGACUCGACGUCUGUCCAGCUGCAGUUCGGAGCCAAACACCCCGAAGAGCGCCGCUAAGUGUGAGGGAGACAUCUUCACCUUCGACAGAGCAGGCACAGAAGGAGAGGAUCUCCUAGGAGACUUGGACCGAGUCCCCUACUCGUCUCUGCGCAGAACUCUGGACCAGCGGCGGGCUCUGGUCAUGCAGCUGUUUCAGGAACAUGGUUUCUUUCCAUCAGCUCAGGCGACUGCUGCCUUCCAGGCUCGCUUCUCAGACACGUUCCCCACCAAGGUAUGUCUGCAGCUAAAGAUCCGCGAGGUCCGGCAGAAGAUCAUGCAGACGGCCACGCCCGGAGCCCUCGAGCCCGGGGGGUCAGCUGAAAUCAACCCUGCCCCAUCCCACAGCUCCUCUUUCAAUCAAUCAGCCCGGGAGGACGGAGGGGCGGAGCAACAAGGAGACAAAGGCCGGAGCCCGGAGGGGCCGAAAAGUGAAGGAUCAUAAGCUGGAGAGGAUGACAAAGCGGAAAAAAUCAAGGAGAAGAAGAAGACGAGAGAGGGGAGUGUGUCAUCCCCGCGGAAUGUUCUUGUAUGUGUUGAACCAGUACUAAGGAUUUCUCCAGCAGGAUCUCUUCUACUGGCACUAAUCUCCACCAGACCUGGGCAAGAAAUACAUUUGAAUAUAUUCAAACUACUCAACGUGCGCUUGAUUUGUCUGAUCAGACAAAAGAAAGCCUCAAAUGUGGACAAAUCAAAUGCAAGUUCUGAUGAGUCAAGUGCUUCUUGUAGUGUUGUUUUCCCUUUUCUUUCCCAAGUAUCCAGAGUAUCUUCAGUUCACACUCUGCCCAGGUCUGAUCUCAGCACAUUUGUACAGUAGUUUGUAGUUUGACACACAAACUCUGUGGUACACACUCUCUAUCUCUCUGGCACACACAAACCCUGGUGCAUAUGUAAUCUCCAGCAUGCACAUGAUCCCACACACACACACACACACACACACACCACACACACACACACACACACACACACACACACACACACACACACACACACACACACACAGACAGACACACACCCUUACCAAAUCAGACUGUUACUCUUGGUUGGCAGUCCCCAGGAGCCGCCACCAAGGACCAUGACACACAAAGGCACUUUGUCACUUAUUGUGCAGAUGCAGUUUGCUGUUGCCAGCCAGCCAGCCAGCCCUCAGAUGCCAUUGACUUGACCUCCUUCUCGCCCCCUCCACUCCUCAGCACAGUGGUCGGGACACAAACACAACCCCAACGACCUCCACUGGUAUUCCACAGCCCCUCGAUGCUGCAAGACAGACAGCACACACACACACACACACACACACACACACAGACACACACAUACACACACACACACACACACACACACACACACACACACACAUGCAGAUACACACACAAACACACGCGGUGCAUGGACACAUCUGUGCAGUGUGAGCACUCGUACACAAACAUAGUCAACCCUGGUCUGACCAAGCCAUUGGCCUGCACAGUUUUUAGUGAUUGUAGUGAGAAGAGAAACUGAAAGCAUGAAAUCUAUUUGCUCCUGGAAAAACAAAACGAAGGCAGGAGCUGGGAUGUAGUGUGACCAAUCUUUGCACCUUCAGUUAUUGCCAUUUUGAAAGACUGAGUCCUCAUUGGUGGGAGCUGAUUAUAUAUGUCUGUAUAUCUGUUGGGGUCCCCUCCCCGAAAACCUGUGUGAACAGGCACCAUAAAGAGAUUAUGUAAAGAGACUAUUGGUUGUGAGGCUUUGAAGAAUCAACGUUAAGUUCGACACUGACCGGCUCCCAGCAGAGCACAGAGAAAAGGCAGAAGAAGAAACUGGAUGAUGUUCAUUGGAUGGAAGAUUCAUAUUGCAACAAUAGGAAGACAGGUGAUGAUAGUGAAUAAGGACAAACAACAACAUGACAAGCUUACAACAGAGAGAAAAGGUAGAAUUUUAACCAAACUUCUCUGAAUCUCCCAGUGGAUAUGAUGUUGCUUUCUCUCGUUAUCGUUGCCGUGGAAAUAACCAGUUUUACCGUGGCCUGUUUUUCUCUCUCGUGGCUCUAUUGUGUUUCUUCUCCAGCAUAAAAAAAAUCACAACAAAACAAAAACAACAAAAAAAAAAAACUCUGGACAAAGAAGGGGACAAAAUCAGUCUGUGGCCCCCCACUUUUAAUUGUACCUGGGGUGGUUCUCCCCCACUCCCCUCUCCCACAAUUUCUCACCAGACACAGAAGUGGGGGAGCAGGGGCGUUUGUCGUUUUGUAAAACGUUGAAAUCAGGUGUUUGCACAAUUUGUGCGGCCCUUCUUGUGUGGGACCGCCGUAAGUUAAAUCAGGAAAGUAUUGUUUUUAGAGAUUGUUUUAGUAGAAAAAAUAAUAACCUUGUUCCGUAUGUUAUCAACCACCUUUUCCUCCCCCUUGUCCUCCCUGCUUUUUCCCUCCUCUCAACCCAUUUCUCCCCAGUCCUCUCCUCCCCUCUUUACCCCUCUCCUCACCCAUCUCCCUCGACUCCUCAAGUGUUGUUAGAAAGUGCCCUUAAGCACUGGUCCCGGGUCAAGCGCUAUGUAGCUCAGGAUGGUUCUGGUUAGGGUUAGUUCAGGGAAAGCAGAUCCUAGACCAGCCCUGGAGGGCAGUCUCUGGAGCCCUCCCCUCUUCCCUCUCUUCUUGACACUUUAUCCUUUCCCAUCAAAUGGUGCAAUAGGACUUUUUUUUUUUUUUCUUUGGAAAUGGGUGGGUUAUUUUGUUUUGGGGGAAGGCUCUGUGCCAUAGAUAUUAAAUCCAGUGCAGUCAGUCAGUGAGAGGAAUGAGCUGUUGUGAUACUAUCUUUAACUAUGGUAUAAAACAAAACAAAAAAGAAUCACACAAUUAUUGUUAUUGUUGAAGAGAUAGAGAGUAUAACUUACUAAAAGUCAAAGACAAUUUUUGAAUAGCACUUUUUGGCUCUUUGCUUCCUUGGUGAAGAGUGGGGGUAGUUAUUAUUAUGGGUAUCUCUUUUAUUUCUCUGUAUACAGUUGGAUGUGUGAAAAAAAUAUAUAUACCGAUAUUUCUAUAUAUGUACAUUUAGGUCUGUGUUUGGGUGUGUGUGUAUGUUUUGGCACAUGCAGGUAGCGUGUUAACACAACCAACCUCUUGUUCUUUCACCACACAGCAACAUUAUCGAUAGUAUAUUUUUCAUUGUAUUCUACAUUCUAUAUUCUACUCUAGAGACAGUAUUUUUAUAGUCACCAUGACUAUUUUGUCUGCCAUCUUGACUGUUAUCAAACCCAGUUGAUUCAGGAUAUAUAUCAAAUAUAUAUUCAGGAUAUACAAUAUAUAAAUAUAUAUAAAUGACACACAGGUAAUAGAAGACUAUCAACUCACUUCUCUUUGGGGUUAGGGCUGUAAAGUGUCCAUCUGCAUGCAUGUGCAAUCACAUGCACGCGUGCACACACCCACACAGACAUAUGUGCAUACACACACAUGUAUGCGUGUACACUGUAUGAUUGUGCUUAAAAAUAAACUGUCCUUACUUUGGAGAAGGAAUUUUAGGAUGAGCGAGGUGAGUGUUAUCUCAUAAGCAGGCAUGUUGACCAUGUGCAAUAUUUCUAAACAACAACAAAAAAACUAAAUAUUGAAAAUAUUAAAGAUCUAACACAAA
Molecule: messenger RNA, 12121 nt
Organism: Seriola aureovittata
Lineage: Eukaryota; Metazoa; Chordata; Actinopteri; Carangiformes; Carangidae
Gene: cica
Product: capicua transcriptional repressor a
Biological process (GO): regulation of transcription by RNA polymerase II
Cellular component (GO): nucleus
Molecular function (GO): RNA polymerase II transcription regulatory region sequence-specific DNA binding; DNA-binding transcription factor activity, RNA polymerase II-specific
Source: RefSeq, a predicted model, not a curated record